Molecule: messenger RNA, 1998 nt
Organism: Cyphellophora attinorum
Lineage: Eukaryota; Fungi; Ascomycota; Eurotiomycetes; Chaetothyriales; Cyphellophoraceae
Exons: 6
Coding region: 1-1998 (665 amino acids)
Source: RefSeq, a predicted model, not a curated record
AUGUCUACUUCACAGACUAUUACCGGCCCAUCGCCAUCACGCGCCCAGCGUCCACUGCUGAAUGCAGCCACGCAACAGCUGGACGGCCCAGAUGUCAGCAUGCCGAUGGCUGUCGCUGGAACGUGCGACGAUGUGGGUUUGAGAGGUCAGCAUCCCAGACUUGCCAGCCAGAUCGCUAACAUCGAGCGCACAGGUGAGCUUGCCAGAUUGCGCGCUGCGAAUAUGGCACUAAUAGCCCGUAAUGGCGAAAUGCAGAGAGAGGUUGAGCAACUACAGGCAGACAAUCAGGCACUUCAACUCCGAUGCCUUCGAGCAGAAGCGGAACGGUACUCCGAUGCACGCGAUACUGUCAUCGAGGACGACAAGCUGUCCUCACAUCAAGACUCGGAGGCGACUGGAUCCGCUCAUCCAGCUACGCGGUGGCAGCUGCCUGCGACCGAAUCCACUAGCAGGUUAGGCACAGACGAUAUCCGAAGACUGAACAAGUGGCGCCAAGGUUCACAUGGCUCGAAGCCUCUGAGUAAAGGAGUGCGGAGAAAGCUCAACAGACGACGCCGUCAGGCUGAGGAGAGGUACGAUGCGAUCCAAUAUGACGCGAUACAGGACAAGGGAAGUGAUUCCAAUCACACGUGCUCCUGUCCACGUAAGCCCAUCACGACAGAAGAGAUAAGCCGAGAUCAAUCAAAGUGUGCCAUCGUGGCAGCCCAAAGCAUCCUUGGAGUGCCCGGCGGCAUACAUCCUGGCCAGAUCAUCGACGACUAUCCCGACCAAUUCAUCGACGAAGAGGGCAGGAUCAUGUUCUAUUCCCAAAAACUGGCACAUUGCCAGCUGUUCAGGCAUGUACGAUACGUAAAGAUGGCUGACAAUCGACAGGUUAAUACCGAGAACUCCUCGCUAGGCGGGUCGAGUUCUCGAAGCGAAGACUCCUCGCUAGGCGAGUUGAGUCUUCGUGACCGCUCCUUGUUGCAACAUCAGGGUAGCGCUCCCGCUUCCGGUGGGUUUCUUAAUUCUUUUCCGAUUGACGGCGCAUACGCGCGUGUCUCUCGUGGUGUUGACUCUUCGAGUGCUUGCCAAACACCCGCUGCGGCGGAUUCUUACGUUUCGACUUUUCCGGCAUCUGCGAAUGAUGCGGCAAGAGCCUUUGCGUCCAUGCAAGAGCUGGAUAACACGGUGCUCCUAUGCGAGCCAGGCCAGCGUCCUGGACUUCGCGGAAGGCCGAGUGUUGACCGACCGGCUGCAACGAACGAGCAGCUGCGGUCCGAGAUGCUCUCGCUCAAGCGUCGAAAGGCGGAACUUAGGUACAGAGAGGCAGAAUCUGAGUUUGCGAAGGCGCAGCUUGAGGAGAAGAAUUGGCAGCUCAUACUGGCAAACCGGCGGGCACAGCGGCAAAUUCCCGAGCACCAGCGGUGGAGGUUGUGGGAGAGGGCAUCUGUCAGUCGUGCCACCGAUCCUGGAAGAUACGAGCGGCCUGCUACUCAAGUCCAGGCCGCGCCUAUAGCAGCUGAUUCAGCUGGAGCGGCUAAUCGAGAGGCCUGGAAACAGCAGCGUGAGAUCAGUCCGUCCGACCCAUAUGGCAGGGUCCCUACAGACGAGCUUAGAAAACUGCGUCGGCCACGCCAGAACAACACUAGCAUGACAACUUCGCAGGAUAGUAUACGAGAUCGGCCUAACAGAGUCCCAGAGGAUAGGCCAAGCUCGCGCAGCACCCCUAUACGAUACGCAGGGGAAUCGCCUGGGCGUGAGCCAUCACCAGAUCAAGAACCCGGGCCAUCCAGGCGUCCGCUGCAGGGAUCGCAAAGCGUUGUCAACACCGCUGGCGACAUGUCUGACCAAUUGAAUCGGUCGGUGCGGGAAAGUUCCAUGAGGACGGCGCCGCGAUUUUCUGAGCGCAGUUCAGCCGCCAUGUCAGCCGAAGACGACGAGCCGGUUCGCCCUUGGCGCACAAUAUCGUAUGCCAGCCGGCGCAAAGCGAAACACAGACGGCAAUACUGGUCAUAG